Molecule: messenger RNA, 1650 nt
Organism: Mytilus californianus (California mussel)
Lineage: Eukaryota; Metazoa; Mollusca; Bivalvia; Mytilida; Mytilidae
Product: homeobox protein Nkx-2.2a-like
Exons: 2
Coding region: 152-1168 (338 amino acids)
Biological process (GO): cell differentiation; regulation of transcription by RNA polymerase II
Cellular component (GO): nucleus
Molecular function (GO): RNA polymerase II cis-regulatory region sequence-specific DNA binding; DNA-binding transcription factor activity, RNA polymerase II-specific
Source: RefSeq, a predicted model, not a curated record
AAAGUGACAGUUUUUGCUAUGCUGCUCGCAUGGCUUCUUAAUUCGAGGAGAAACUAACCUAAGAGGCAAUCCACGUUGGUGAAGUGCCCAGUUUGCUUUUGAAGUGCUCCCGAUUUUACUAUCUAAGCAUAAAAUCAAUUUUUACACUUAAAUGGAGGUCCCACUGGAAGUUAUGAAUGGAGAGAAACAUAGCAGUAGCUUUUCAGUGAAGGAUAUUUUGGAUUUGCCUAAAGGAAAAAUUAGUUGUAGUCCUGUAGAUUCUCAAACCCCAACAGUAAACAGUAAUGUUUUAUCAUCUAUUCCAUCCGUACCUGAUGUAAGUGAUUUGCCGGGAGUUACGAACUACUAUGAUAACGACAAUCCUUACAGCAGAUGGUUACAGACUAACGAAAAUAUACCAUACUCAAAUGUAUCACACCUGAACUCUCCAGGCGAUUCAAGUCAUUCUAGUGAUAUUUCCGCAACAGAAAGUCAUCCUGGUGUUAAUAAAAAACACACAACGGUGAAAUCAGAAGGAAAUAGUGACAACAAUUGUGAAAAAAGUAGUGAAAAUAACUCCAAUAAUAGCGAAUCACAAAAGAAACGAAAGCGAAGAGUUCUAUUUUCUAAAGCCCAAACUUACGAACUUGAACGUCGUUUUAGACAACAAAGAUAUCUUUCAGCACCAGAGAGAGAACAUUUAGCCAGUAUUAUUAGACUAACGCCGGUGCAAGUUAAAAUAUGGUUUCAGAAUCAUCGUUACAAAUUAAAGCGCUCUAGGCAAGAAAAAGGACUUGAUCUUAACCCUUUGCCGUCGCCUCGACGCGUGGCAGUACCAGUUCUUGUGCGCGAUGGAAAACCAUGUCAACCAAGUAUGAAUAACUCUAUGGUUAAGUCUCCCGAUCAACUAGCGCUACAGCAAAAUAUCGGUUCAUCUUUAAAUCAUCAACAGUUACAAAAUAUGAACAUGAAUUCUAUGGUAUCACUUCCUGGUAUGAACAACUCUAUGUCUGGUAUUAACCCCUCGUCUAUAUCAUCCAGUAUGAACAAUAUGAACAUGAGCUGUUCUUAUAAUUCUGCAGUAGGAUCAAUGAACUCCAUGAACCUUAACAUGAACAUGAACCAUAAUAUGAAUGUUUUACCAAGCUAUACACACCCUCUUAUGCAACCUCAGACACGAUGGUGGUAGUAUUCAUUGCCUUUGUCGUCCGAUUCCAUCCAAUUAUACAUGUAUUCAUCGGUUUGACGAGUCUCGUUUUUAAAUCUUUAUUUUAUAACUAAAUCCAAAGUGCUUCAAGUGAUCUGUCUGUGCUGUUAAAUAAGAUCUUUGUUUCCUUUCUUACAACUCGUCUAUGCCGAGACUGUGCUUUAUUCCUCUGUGAUUUGCAAUAUUUCAUUGGUUCGUUAGAAAGUGCUAUACACAAAUUAUUUAGUUGUAUUAUUUCUGAAUUAUUGCAUGCAUUUUCUUUUAACCAGAAAUUCGAAAUUUUGAAUAUUGAAGAAACUGAAGCGACUUUUUAAACAUGUAUUACGCAUCUAUUUUUUAAAAAAAAGUACAUGUUUUGAGUUGAGAUAUCUUUAUUUGAAUACUUUUAUAUAUAUACAUUUUACAAAUGCAAUCUACUAAUUUUUAUUGUUGAAUAUCACAAACCAAUAAAUCAUUUGAACCAA